CAUCUUCAACAGUUUAGAGUAUUGUUGGGGCAACUUAGUUUCCUUCUCCAUGUUCCCUUAUGUUGUCUCUGUCUUUCAUCCAAUGAACUACCAACUCCAUUCUCCACAACCCACAAACCAAAAUGCCACCUUUCCUUCUUCUCCUUCUCUUCACCUCUUCUUUCAUUCACGGCCACGCACAAUCUCCACCCCAAACCCAAGGUUUCAUAUCCAUGUUAAUCACCCAAAAUGGUCUUGAUUUUGUGAAAGACCUUCUGGUGAAAAAGGCUAUUUCCUCUAUAGUUUCACUCCGGUUACCGAAUAUUGAAAAGGGUACAAGGAUUCCGUUUUUGGGUAAUGUUUACUUGGUGCUUUCUGAUGUGACAAUUUAUGAAAUUGAUGUUGCUUCAUCGGUUGUUAAGCCUGGAGAGAGUGGGAUUUCGAUUGUUGGUUCUGGGGUUAGUUGUAAUUUGAGUAUGAGUUGGUAUUAUGCUUAUAGUACUUGGAUUGGUCCUGUUGAAAUUUCUGAUCAAGGUUUGGCACAUGUUCAGGUUGAAGGCAUGGAAGUUGAACUUUCAUUGGGAUUAGAGAACCAAGAAGGAUCUUUGGAUCUCAAACUUAAGAACUGUGAUUCUUCUGUUAAAGAUAUUUCAAUAAAAUUGGAUGGAGGUGCAUCUUGGCUUUAUCAAGGGAUUAUUGAUGCUUUUGAAGGGAAUAUUGGAUCAGCAGUAGAAAAUGCUAUCACCAAGAAACUUGGAAAUGGGAUUUCGAAGCUCGACUCGUAUUUGAAAAGUCUCCCAAAGGAGGUUCCGGUCGACGACCACUCUUCUUUGAAUGUAACUAUUAUCAACGAUGUCUUACUAAGUGAGUCGUCCGUUGGAUUUGAAACCAACGGGUUAUUUAUACAAAGAAAUGAUUCCCUAUCUAUUCCUAACCUCUUACAUAAGAAUACAAAACUUCCAAUUCUAUGCACAAACUCAUCGAAAAUGCUAGCAAUCACUUUAGACGAGGCCGUUUUCAACUCGGCAUCAGCCCUGUAUUAUGAUGCAAAAUUUAUGCAUUGGAUUGUGGACCAAAUACCAGAUCAAUCUCUAUUGAACACUGCAGGGUGGAGAUUUAUUAUUCCUCAGCUGUACAAGAAAUACCCAAAUCAUCGAAUGAACUUGAACAUAUCUUUGUCUUCUCCUCCGGUUGUGGAGAUUUCAAAUCAGAAAGCCGGUGUGCACAUAUUCGCAGACUUAACAAUCGAUGUUUUGGAAGAAGAUGAAGUAAUACCAGUAGCAUGUAUCUCAUUGAUGAUACAAGCUUCGGGUUUGGUCAAAAUAAAUGGAAACAACCUCGUUGGUACCAUCCGAUUGGAUGACUUUGGAAUGUCGUUGAAAUGGAGCAACAUUGGCAAUCUACGAAUGUUCCUUAUUCAGCCGGCUAUAUGGACGAUUAUUGAAACGGUCUUUCUGCCGUAUGCGAAUUCACAUCUAAGUAAAGGGUUACCUCUUCCUAUUAUUCAUGGUUUCACCUUACAAGAUGCAGAGAUAAUCUUGUCGACAUCAAAAGUUGGAGUUUGCAGUGAUGUAUCAUUUGCAGAAUCAAACAAGCAUUUCUUACCAUUCAUCAUGUAGAUAAAAUGUGUUUUGUUGAUGCAUUGUAAAUAUGAAAUCAAGAUGAUAUGUCUCUCCUUGUGCAAUGUUAUGUUAUUUUUUUAAUUGUUUAGGCAACCGUUACGCCUAGAUGUACAAAAGACAUGCAUCAAUACAAAUACUUGCUGUCAUUCAGUUACAUCUUAAUAUUUGGAUAUUGUUAUUGAGAAGAAAAUGUUUAGAUAUUGAUUCAAACAUUUUACAAUGUGAUAUAACAAUGUUACAAUGUAUUGUUGA
Vicia villosa (hairy vetch) is the source of this 1853-nucleotide messenger RNA. Its product is annotated as putative BPI/LBP family protein At1g04970. The transcript is spliced from 6 exons. Gene Ontology annotation, molecular function: lipid binding. The record is from RefSeq and is a predicted model, not a curated record. The coding region runs from base 123 to 1598 and encodes 491 amino acids. Lineage: Eukaryota; Viridiplantae; Streptophyta; Magnoliopsida; Fabales; Fabaceae.